AUGCAAGCCGCUCGAAAACUCCAAGUUCAGAAUGUCCUUGGAUGCGGGCGAGAUAGAUUAUCGAGCCGCCGAUUGCUCUCAACGUCACGACGCUUGUCACCAGCUCAGCUAGUGAACACCGGGAACUAUAGACCGGACGCUCUGCAUCCAUCAAGGGUUUCCAUCCCGGUAGACGGCGAGUUGGCUGAAUUCUCGGCGGUACUACUGCGUGAUUCAUGCGCAUGCCCAUUAUGCGUGCACGAGUCCACGAAACAGAGAUUAUUUUCUGCUGCCGACAUACCUGCUGAUGUCCAUGCCAGAGCAGUUGAGAUUGACUCUCCAUCGGACUCGGUAAAAAUCGCGUGGGAGAAAGAUGUCCCUGGAUACAAGAAAGAACACAUUACAACACUGAGUAUGAAAGCCGUGCGGAGGAUGAUGCAAUCCGGCCGGGCUCCUGGGUCUCACGCAGAUUCCUUCCCACCCCCAGUGCUGUGGAGCAAAGAGCCUCUCAACCUGCCAGACUACGACUAUGACGCCUACAUGAAGGACGAUAAAACGCUGUAUCAACUCAUCAGUCAGCUACGUACUGAAGGACUAGCCUUUGUUACCAAUGUCCCCGGUCUUACAGAGUCUCUCGCCACCAUUGCAACUCGGAUUGGACCGGUGAAGGAUACAUUUUAUGGUCAUACUUGGGAUGUGCGGACUGUUCCGGCGGCGAUUAAUGCCGCCUACACCUCGCAUGAUUUGGGGUUCCACACCGACUUGCUCUACUUUCAGCAGCCACCGCAUGUCCAACUUCUUCACUGUAUCCAGUCUGCAUCUUCUGGAGGAGCUAGCGUGUUUGCCGAUGCGUUCAAGGCGGCGGUCGACUUGUUUCACACAGACAAGGACGCAUUCAACACCCUUGCCACGGUCCCUGUGAACUACCAUUACAACCAUCCAGAUUCGAAUGUGUAUCACACCACCAAGCCUGUCAUCGACUUGGGUCCCCUUCGUGUGAGUAAUACGGUAUAUACAAAUGUCAGCGACUAUUUGGAGGCCAUGGACAGCCGCCAGGGUGGGAGUUCGGCUUCUGAGAGGAAGACGGCCACGCUUGUCGAAAGCCUGCAGAAGAUCAACUGGGGCCCUCCAUUUCUCGCACCUUUUUCCAACCAUGAAAGCCCAACAAAUCAGCCUGCUCUUUCGGCAUUGAACAGCAAAGUCGAUGAAUGGCAUCAGGCGGCCUCCAAAUUCAAUACUCUUUUACAACGCCCAGAGUAUCUGUACGAGCGCAAGAUGAAGCCGGGAGAGUGUGUAUUAUUUGACAAUACAAGAACACUACACUCCCGAAGAGCCUUCGAUAUGGCUGAUGUAGGAAAGCCAAGAUGGCUGAGGGGGACCUAUGUGGACAAGGACCCUUAUUUCAGCAAACUGCGUGUGUUACAGCAUAAGUUUAGCUAGCAGGAGGCAGGUUGAUGCUUGGCAACAUGUUCAUAAAUAGGGAGUGUUGAAGCCGUUUAGGAUAGACCAUAAGACGAAAGAGAUCUAUGUUUUUUGGACGGUUUUAGGAUGGUAGAGUCGGUAUAGCGUACAAGACAAUGGCCUCGAAGCUACCACCCAGCAACAACCCCACCACGGGUGUUAUAUAGCCCAAUCAAAGUAUCCACACUGGCUAAGGCCUAUAGGCCCUUUCUGCAGUCGGUUCUGGCUGCCUGUGCAGUUGUUAUCAGUGAACAUUAAUUGACAUGCGGUAGUCACGUGGCGCCUAGUCACGAAGCCGAAGCAAGGGUGCGGGGCUUUUC
This is a messenger RNA of Aspergillus pseudonomiae, 1760 nucleotides long. Its product is annotated as Clavaminate synthase-like protein. NCBI's taxonomy places the organism in Eukaryota, Fungi, Ascomycota, Eurotiomycetes, Eurotiales, Aspergillaceae. The transcript has 3 exons. Gene Ontology annotation, biological process: carnitine biosynthetic process. The coding region runs from base 1 to 1419 and encodes 472 amino acids. Gene Ontology annotation, molecular function: oxidoreductase activity. Gene Ontology annotation, cellular component: mitochondrion. The record is from RefSeq and is a predicted model, not a curated record.